Molecule: messenger RNA, 2783 nt
Organism: Mya arenaria
Lineage: Eukaryota; Metazoa; Mollusca; Bivalvia; Myida; Myidae
Product: calponin homology domain-containing protein DDB_G0272472-like
Exons: 12
Coding region: 289-906 (205 amino acids)
Source: RefSeq, a predicted model, not a curated record
UUGAAAACAUAGCUGAGUUAUUGAUUAACGCGAUUUAUCUUAUAGAGUAUUUACAUAAUUGUGUUCCGUUUUUGGUAGAUGAUUUCAUAAAUUAGAAAUGAUCAAACUCAUUCACGCUGGCCGUGUUUACUCGGGCUGUUUUAUAUAACCAAAAUUAAAUAAGCUGAAACCCUUACAUGCAGUGAAAUGGAAUUUGGCAGAUUUGUGUAGACUGAAGCUUUAGCUCUUGUACAGUGAUCCUACUCGAAUUGUUCGGAUUAUAACUCAUAUAACUCGGAUAAAACGAAAAUGGAAGGGAAUAAACGUCGCAUACGAGAAAGCAGGCAAUCACAACAUAAGGACAAAGAGAUUGAGAAUCGUACGAGUGAAAGAGCGGAGCUUUUAGAACGAAUUCGUGCUCAAGAUGAAGAGAUACUUAAAGCUAUGGAAAGGGAACGAAAUCAGCAAAUAAAAAUUGAGGAACAGGAGAAGGAAUGUGAGCGGAUGAAAGAAAGUUGCUCUAGAUGGGAUCCAUUGCUAAAAGAAAGAAAAGACGAAUUGAGGGCAAUUAAAGCGGAGUUAAAAGAUUUUCAAGAUAAAAAUGGCGCCUUGGAAGAAGAACUUAUACAGCAAAGAAGAAUACAUGACGAGCAGGUCGAAACCAUUCAAAAGUUGAAUGAAGAGAACUCAAGGAAGGACGAAAUCAUUCUAAAGUUGAUAGAAGAAAAGUCAAGGUCAAGGAAGGACGAAACCAUUCAAAGGUUGAAUGAAAAGAACUUUAGUUUCAGGUUAUGGUUGGUAUGUUUGCUGAUUUGCAUUGCGAUAGCAGUUUUCCUUGGGUUCAAUACAACUCAACUAUCAACAGAAUGUCCAGAUAGAAAAUGGAACAUUUCAAUACUGGGGAACACGUUUAUAUCCGGUACAUAAAAACAUAUGCUAAGUCUAGAAAUAGCGAAAUGGAUUCUAUCUGAAUGGGUACGGACCAGCAGAUACCGAGAUAAAGACAGUGGAAUAAUCUAUCACAAAGAACAAGAAAACCAAACUGUUAGUCACCCCACAUAGACCCCACAGGCAUAUGAAGUAGAGAAAUACACGUAAAUCACCACACACGGACGACACACGCAUCAAAAUUAUCGAUGAAAUAACCAUAUGGAAUGCUGAGUAAAAUGCAAGUUUGCUGUGGAUUUCAAGUGUUGACAUUGUUGUUUGGAUUGUAAAAUACCGUGUAUCUUUUUUGAACAAAUCUCGUUUUAUACACCUGAACAUGUAUGAAGGAUUGUAUUUGUAUGCUUGCUUUAAGUGAAUUGUAGGAUUUCCGUUGUGCUUAUAAGAAUUUCAUUGUGUCAAACCACUGGCUGUAACGUGACUUUAUAAAAACCUAGUGAUCCCAAAUAAUUGUGGAAGUACUUAAAAGGGUCUGAGUAGGUGUUUAUCAACAUGUAAACACAAAUGACCAACAAAUCAUUAAAGAUAGAGUUAUGGCAGAUGAUAUUUUGGUUAUGUUUUUUAAAACUCAAAUCUGAAAUAAAAUUACCAAUUGUGCAGUAGUUCGAAAUGAAAAGAAAAGGUUUACUCUAUUUAUGUAUAAUAUAAUAAAAACGCUUUUUCUUCGCACUAAACCCUUUCAUAUUAUUCCAAUAUAUUAUUGGGUCAUCAGGCAUAAUGUUUUUCCAUUGGCGUUCUAUUGAUAGUUUAAAGCGACGUUAAAUUCGGUUUUGUGUUUGUGCCUUCCACUUUGUUAAAGCUUGUGGAUUGAGCCUUCGACUUUGUUAAAGCAUGUGAUUUGAGUCUUCGACUUUGUUUAACUUCGUGGUUUGAGCCUUCGACUUUGUUAAAGCUUGUGGUUUGAGCUUUAUACCUAAUAUUGGAUGUUACGCAUGUUCGCAUUAUUUUAGUAUGCCGUUUCACUAUACAAUACACAUCAACUCCUUUAUAAGUCACCUCAAUUUGCUGUUCAGUAACCAUUUCUUUAAACGGAGUAUUUUAAUGUUUAUUUAUCUACUUUUAUCUGCAUGGUGACAUAGAUUCAUUGAACUAAAGUAUGAUUUAUCCUAUGACAGUCAAGCAUAUAUUAUUCGAGAUGUGUUUAGAAUGUUAUAAGAAUUGUAUUCAUUCUAUAAAUAGUUGUUUUAGAAUAGAAAAUUUAGGUAUAGAUAAUGUUUUAUGUAAUUUUCGAUUUUGUAUAUAUGGGCAAACUUCUUUUAUCUGGAUUCUUUUGUAAAUUUCAAGUUUCUUAAAAAAAAGAUCCUUAUCAAAGAUUGAGCAUUAAAUUGAAUUAGUAGUAACAAAAGUAUAUGUAGACACGCUUGAUGAUGCCAAGUGCAUCUCUUCUAGAGAAUUAUCACAUGCAAACGUACGAGGGGGUACAGGUGGAUUUAUUUCAAGCGGGUAUAUAGAAGAGACAGUAAAGCACAUUCAAGAGAACUAGCGCAUGCAAUAGUACGAGGGUGUACAGGUGGAUUAGUUUGAAGUGGGAAAAAGGAGAGCCUGUAAACCGUAUUCAGCGCUCGGAUCGGGAUAAACAAUUUUUUAUCGUAAAUGCAUUCGCCCUAUGAGAAAAAUGUUGAUAUUCAACUCUAAAACUGUCGCUUCAUUCGAUAUAAAUGUAUUGAAUAUCGCAACGGUAGAAAAUAAUAUUUGCAACAAUAUCCCAAUACUCUUUAUACUCAAAUAUGUGGUUUUGAAUCUUGGAACCGAAAGUACGGUCGUAGACGGUAGGCAAUAUGUCAGCGUUUAAUAUAUGUUUUUGUCCUGGAGGAGCAGAUAUUCAAAUAUUUUAUACAAUAUUUUAAGAAAUAAAAUGA